Molecule: messenger RNA, 2221 nt
Organism: Alosa sapidissima (American shad)
Lineage: Eukaryota; Metazoa; Chordata; Actinopteri; Clupeiformes; Clupeidae
Exons: 14
Coding region: 85-2049 (654 amino acids)
Molecular function (GO): ubiquitin-protein transferase activity
Source: RefSeq, a predicted model, not a curated record
CCGUUAGGACCCUAGGAUUGAUGCCACCAGGGGGCGACUCAAUUAAGAGACCGGGCUCUCGUGCCGAGAAAUGGUCUUUCGCUCAUGGCUGCAGUCGAGGGAAGGCUGAUGAUGGCAGCUGAUUCACCGAGGGGAAAGCGGAGGUAUGCAGAUGCAAACCCACCAGGAAUGGCCACACCCAAAUCUAUCUGUUUCCAGUUUUAUGCCCUUCCCUGUCCUGCAACUGUGACUCCAAAAGAAGAUGAAGAGCUUAAGCUUCGUCAGGCAGGGCUCGGCAUGAGAAGGGUGUCAUUGCCAGAAGAUGCAGAUCAUGUGCAGAUAGCUGACACACUCUGCACUGAGUACCCUAAAAUCCAUACACUCAAGGGCUCCUGGAAUUUUUACAAAGCUGCAGGGGGAAGAGGAAGAAGGCGGCUAACAAUAGUCAGCCCCCAGGUGGAGGGGUAUACAGCCUCACAGCUGAAGAGAGCAUCAAAUAGCGGGAGAAUCAUGUUGUACAUAGUCCCAUUACGAGGCGUAUUAGAUGAUACCCCCAUCGCCAAAAGAACCUUGGUAUUUCCAAAUGGAACCUGUGGAAUUUGUGACCAGACAGUGCCAUUAUCUCUUUUGGCCUCCCAUGCUGAAAAAUGUAGAGAAAAAAGUAGAGAAGACAUUGAAGAUGAGUACCAGGACACAGACGAAGAGUGUAUGUAUGACUCAUCAAAUUCUCUCACGUCCACAAUAUCCACAUCCAUGGAGGAUAUGAAUGCGUGGUCCACCUCUCCGUCAUCCUCAUGGUCUUCCUCCCCCGUCUGUUGCGUGGGUAUUCAUACAAGCAUCCAUGUCCAUAAUAAUGCUGAAGCCCCGCUUCCUCAGCAGCAGUGCAGUAGUACAACAGCAAGCACAUCAAAGGUUGCACCAGAGAAAGACUGGAAGACUGUUGUAGAUCCCAGAAGAGCCUUUGAGCUUUUCACCCAGGAGCUCCUGAAGAACAAGAAUGGGGAGAAUAAAUUUGUAGUGGACUUGAGGAAAGACAAGGAAGAACAGGACUGGUCCUACAUGAGCUUCUAUAAACGCAACAAUGUGGAGUGGGCAUUGCCAUUGAGAUGCACACUUGAAGGUGAUAUUGCUCUAGGAACAGGUGUUAACCGACAUGUUAUGUCAACACUGAUGCAUAAGCUGAGAACUGGUUUUCUCCGGGAUUUCGCAAACGGUCCAAUCACAAAGAUUUUCGAGGGUCAGCCAGAUCACUUGGUGCCUGUCAACUCUUUUGUGAUGGUGGAGAGUGAGCUCUUCCUCAUGGCGGGCCGAAUGUUGGGACAUUGCUUUUUGUAUGGCGGCCCUGGUUUCCCUGGUCUGAGCCCAGCCAUCAAACAUGUUCUGUGCGGUGGCUCCAUGGACACUGUCAAAGUCACACCUGAAGACUGUCCUAAUUUGGACAUCCGUGACACCAUCCAACUGUUGGCAGGAAAUUCAGAACUCGUAGGUGCACAACGCGACAGUGUUGUCCGUCUUUGCAUGGCGUGGGACUUACCGCCUCCAACUCCAACCAACAGGACAUGGCUCCAUGAGAAGAUGCUCCUGCAUGCGGUCCUGGAGCGAUCAGAUAAACAAGUGAAGCAAUUACAAAAGGGACUGAAGGAGAUUGGCAUCUGGCCUCUUCUGUCCAGUAGAGAGGAUGUGGUCAAGUUGCUUUUCCCUUGUGAGAAAGAGGCUGAGGUCACACCUCAGAUGAUUCUUUCAAGCAUUGCAUGGCCUCCACUGACUCCAGAUUCUGAGGAUGAUGACUAUGACCUCUCUAUUGAGGCCAUUGCACGGAUCACAACUUACUUCAAGAUCUUUAUUGGGCAUGCCUCUUCAGAGCAGCUGAAAGAACUGCUGUGUUUCUGGGUGGGCUGGGAAGUCCCGCCCCAGAAGCUGAUUGUGAGGGUGGACGGUGGUCGCUUCCCCAGGGCCUUGACAUGCAGUGAGACUCUAAGGUUGCCUGGCCAUUACACCACCUACAAAGAGUUUGAGUCUGACUUGGUUGCUGCAGUUAGUACCUAUGACACAGGGUUUGGUCUCGUGUAAGUUCUCGAGGGUUACAUUUUAUGAAGUCUGCCCUCAGUAGUUCCUUAAACAGUGUUAACAGUGUAUAUCACAGAUAUUAUAGUAAUGACAUUACUUGCACACCUGUUUGUAUGGUUCAUCUAUUUGUUUUUAUGGCUGAGUUCACUGUCAAAUUAAAUGUUUAGCAUUCAAA